Rubroshorea leprosula is the source of this 1670-nucleotide messenger RNA. Lineage: Eukaryota; Viridiplantae; Streptophyta; Magnoliopsida; Malvales; Dipterocarpaceae. The record is from the annotation of a GenBank genome assembly.
UAGCUCUCCUUUAAGUAAAUUUAUCAGUGAACCUGUUCCUCCUGAAUCUUUAACAAUGCCCGUGUCUAAUGCCAUUACACACUCAAUGACUUGGAAUCAAGAGUUUCUGGAAGGUCUAGUACCACAAGCACAGGUGCAAGAAAUUCUAUCGAUUCCACUUUCUUCUACCGCCUGCAUUCAGGACAAACUAAUCUGGAAAUAUUCAAAUGAUGGAAUGUUUUCUGCCAAAACCGCCUUCCACCAAAUUCUCACACUUAGAGCUUCAAUUCCAUUGCAAGAACAAAAUUGGAAAUGGGUAUGGCGAUUGAGGUGUGCUGAGAGAAUUAGGUUAUUUAUUUGGUUGCUGUUACGAAACAGAGUUCUCACGAAUGCAGUUAGAUAUGAGAGACAUAUGGCCUCAUCUUCUAGUUGUCCUCGUUGCUUUGGUAUACCUGAGACUACUUUGCAUCUCCUGAGAGAUUGCCCUUCUGCAGUGCAGGUUUGGAAUACUAUUGGCUUGGGUGGUCUGGACUUCUUUCAUUUACCUUUGCAGCACUGGCUUGAAUGUAAUGCUAGAAAUAUUUCUCAAGUGCUGCACGGAAAUAUGUCCCAUGAUGUACUUUUUCUCUCCACAAUUUGGCAACUUAGGAAGUGUAGGAAUCGUUUGAUUUUUAAGGGGGAGGAACUGUCAGCAGCCAUGCUUUGCAGUCUCAUUAAUAAUUAUUCGUUGGACACUGUUAAGGCUAUGGCUUGUAACAUCUUCAAUAAGGAUAGGGCUCUAAGGGGGAUAAGUUGGCAACCGCCUGACUCACCUUUUUGCAAAUUAAAUACAGAUGGCUCUAGAGAGCAAGUUUCUGGGUUGGCAAGUGCUAGGGGAGUUCUUGGGGAUACAACAGGUGCUUCUAUAAAAGGCUCUUCUGUGAACAUUGGACAGGCUUCCAUUUUCCUAGCUGAGUUAUGGGGAUGUCGAGAAGGUUUGAUCUUGUGUAAAGCCUUAAAAGUUAGUCACCUAGUUAUAGAAAUGGACUCCCUUGCUGCAGUUCAGGUUAUUGAAGGCACCAAGGACAACGACAGCUUAGCAGCUGUGCUAGUAGCUGACAUUUGCCGGUUAAGUAAUGACUUCACUUCAAUUGUCAUUCAACACACACCUCAAGAGGGUAAUUUUGCUGCUGAUUUCCUUGCAGGAAUUGGGCGUAGUUUACCAGUAGGAACCACCAUUUUUUAUUUUCCACCGCCUGGCCUUAAUGCUUUCCUUGAAGGGGACCAUUUAGGCUCUGAAAGAUCCUUCAAAAUCCUCACACUAGAUGACUCUCCCACUGCCUGGCUGUCCGUUAGUGCCACAUCACCAUCGUCUUCUCCACCGGACGCCGGGUUAGAGUCACCGCCAUGCAAGACUCCAUUCUGGCCAGAUCUUUGAGUGUCUUCUGACGGCUAAUCGGAGGAACAAGAUUCACUGCAAUCUUCCUCAGAGUUUAAUGGGAAAACUGGCUGGAAGUCGGAUUUUAAAGAGAAACUACCAUUUGUUGUCUCCUCCUCUUUGCACUUUAUAUAGUACAUGUGGCCAUUAAUCUUGUAUAUGAGGGUUUUAGAGAUUAGGCCUCUUUUUGAUGUAGAGAUCAAAAGUCUUGCAACAUCAAACCUCUUUUUAGAGCUAGUGUUGUUGUCUGGGGUGAUAAAAUUCCCCCAUAGAU